UAAUUUUUGCUAUUUUAAUUUCCCCUCAUUCAAACUCUUUCAUCUAAAUAAAUUGUCUCAGAAAUUAAACCUUGGUUAAACUAUUAGUUGAGGGAUAUUUAUGAUUAACUUGAAUUUAAAGAAACCGCGACAAUUUUACUCACUAUAACCGCUCUAUUGUCAGCUUUUUAGUUAGUUUUUGCAUGGUAAAUAGACCCAGUUGGAAGAUUGGAUUUUAAUUUGAUUGUGGCAAUAUGAGUUCUCCGAACGCUGAUUUAAUAAGUAUUUAUGAAAAGAACAAGGCUUCUUCAUCUUCGCCAGCCUUAGCAACAUGUAAAGCUUUAAUGGACAUUUUGGAAACUGAUAAUUCUGCAACUUAUGCAGAGUUUGUCGCAAAAUUACAAAAAGUUAUCGAGACAUUUGAGUCCAUAGAGCCAUUGAUUGAAGUCCAAUCAAUUUCAGAGAUAUUCUUACGCUUUAUAACAUUAACUGCAUCCGAAUAUCAGUCUAUCGACGAAAUGAGAAAAGCCCUUAAAUUACGUGGUAAUUUGUUUUUGGAUAAGGUUGUAAACUGUACACAAAAGAUUGUUAAAUAUGGGCAUCCAUUUAUUUACGAAGGAUCUAAUAUAUUGGUUCACUCUUAUUCACCAGUUGUUUUAGAGACUUUUUUGUUUGUUAAAAAACUUGGGAAACGUUUUUGUGUGUAUGUUACUAAAUCUGCACCUGACAACAGUGGGGAAAUAAUGUAUAAUAAAUUGAAAGCUCAUGGAAUCCAAUGUUCACUAAUACUUGACGCUGCCAUUGGACAUUUUAUUGAAAAGGUUGACAUGGUUAUGGUCGGUGCUGAUGGUGUUGUUGAGAAUGGAGGUAUAAUCAAUAAAAUAGGAACUUAUCCUUUAGCAUUAUGUGCUAAAGCUUUCAACAAACCUCUUUAUGUGUUGGCUGAAAGUUACAAAUUUAUUCGUCAUUAUCCAUUAAAUCAAGCAGACAUACCACAACCUAUUCGAGGAUCAGACAAAAGGAUUCGAAGGAAAAGCGGCACAGUCGACGAGUCUGGUCCAUUAGUUGACUAUACUCCACCCAAUUAUAUUACCCUUUUGCACACUGACUUGGGUACUUUAACUACUGCCGCUGUUAGUGAUGUUCUUAUACAACUUUAUUUAUGAUAAUUAAUCAAAUGUACAGCUGUAUUUUGAUAAAGGAUAAAAAGAAUGUUCUGUUUUGGCUUCUGUAUUCUAAUAUUAUAUUUACCUUUCAUCAUAAAAGUUUUAUGAUAAAACUCAAGCUCAUUUUUUCUUAGAAAGCUAAGGUUACCCACCAAACAACUUUGAUCUGAGAAAAGGUGAAACCAUAAUCAAAACUCAUACUGUUUUAACAGAAUAUGAUUAAACCAUAAAUUUCAAUGAAUA
Messenger RNA from Tetranychus urticae (two-spotted spider mite), 1388 nucleotides. It is a transcript of the gene eIF2Balpha, whose product is annotated as eukaryotic translation initiation factor 2B subunit alpha. NCBI's taxonomy places the organism in Eukaryota, Metazoa, Arthropoda, Arachnida, Trombidiformes, Tetranychidae. Gene Ontology annotation, biological process: translational initiation. Gene Ontology annotation, cellular component: eukaryotic translation initiation factor 2B complex. Gene Ontology annotation, molecular function: translation initiation factor activity; guanyl-nucleotide exchange factor activity. The record is from RefSeq and is a predicted model, not a curated record.